Spizellomyces punctatus DAOM BR117 is the source of this 1071-nucleotide messenger RNA. RefSeq lists its product as uncharacterized. Gene Ontology annotation, biological process: transmembrane transport. Bases 1 to 1071 code for a protein of 356 amino acids. The transcript has 4 exons. The record is from RefSeq and is a predicted model, not a curated record. NCBI's taxonomy places the organism in Eukaryota, Fungi, Chytridiomycota, Chytridiomycetes, Spizellomycetales, Spizellomycetaceae. Gene Ontology annotation, molecular function: transmembrane transporter activity.
AUGUUAGGUGAAGUAACUGACAACAGCAACAGAGGCAGAGCCUUCUCUCUUCUUGGAUUGUCCAUGGGCAUUGGGUCCAUUUGUGGGCCAAUGGUCGGCGGACUCCUUAGUCAACCAGCUCUGACAUUUCCCUCUUGGUUCGACACACCCUUUUGGCGGGAAUACCCUUUCCUAUUGCCUUGUCUUGUUAGCGCCGCGGUUAGCACAAUUGGAUUUACUAUCGGGUAUUUCAACCUCAAGGAAACACUCAUAAGAAACAAGAAUGGUCCCGAAGUAUGCGACAACGAGAAUAGUCCUCUAUUGCCGCAUGCCAACCGAAGCAAUGCAAGGCGUCCGGCAUUGACUCGACUCACGCUUCUUUCGCUGUAUGCUUUUGCGUCAUGGGCAUUUCAACAAAUCAUCUUUGACGAGACGUAUCCUCUAUACGCCUCUACUUCUCUCGGGCGUGGUGGACUGGGGUUUCAGUCAAAAGAUAUUGGCGUCAGCCUAUCGAUGCUGGGCAUAUUAACUUUAUUUAUCCAAAUAUUUAUCUAUCCACGCCUGGAGCGGAAAUACGGGGCCUUGUAUCUUUAUCGUGCAGCGCUCCUGGGACUGAUACCAGCAUUUGUCGCGGUACCCUUUGUUAAUGCUAUUGCCAAAGCGAGAGGGUCCGAGCGUGGGCGUACCGAGGAUGGCCAAAUCGAUUGGCUGGUAUGGGGUGCAUUGAUGAGCUGUCUUGGGUGGAGAAUAUUUUUUAAUGUCGUAUCAUUUACGAGUGUUACCAUUCUGGUCAAUAACUCUGUCACCGACCCCGCAAAUCUUGGAACUGUGAAUGGAGUUGGUCAAUGCGCGGCAGCAGGUGUCAGAACUAUCGGACCUGCUCUCGCGGGAGCCAUCUGGUCAUGGUCCCUCAGCAGCUCACUCCCUCUCAAGCACCACCUGGUCUAUCAUAUUCUCGUUGUACUGGUUCUUGUUCAGUUUGUAGAAGCGCUGUUUGUGAUUGAUGGCAAGGGGCUCUCUGCAUUCGAGACUGAAAGUGUGCCUGAGAGUAGCUUUUCAGACAGUGAAUGUAGCAUAGAGAUAGAAGGUUGA